This is a messenger RNA of Kazachstania africana CBS 2517, 693 nucleotides long. It is a transcript of the gene NAS6, whose product is annotated as Nas6p. The transcript has a single exon. The record is from RefSeq and is a predicted model, not a curated record. Gene Ontology annotation, molecular function: protein binding. Bases 1 to 693 code for a protein of 230 amino acids. NCBI's taxonomy places the organism in Eukaryota, Fungi, Ascomycota, Saccharomycetes, Saccharomycetales, Saccharomycetaceae.
AUGUCAGAUUUCCCACUACAUCAAGCAUGCAUAAACAACGACUUGCAUAUGGUGCAAGAACUAAUUGAAAAUUCAGAAAACAUCAAGAGGGAUUUAACAGAAAAAGAUAUCGAUGGAAGAACCCCAUUACACUGGGCUACUUCAUUUCAGUACUCUGAAAUUAUCCAGCUUCUUUUAAAUAACAUGAAAGCAAUUGAUUUAGAUAAUUUGAAGGAUGAUGCUGGGUGGACAGUAUUCCAUAUCGCGUGUUCCAUUGGCAAUUUGAGCAUCGUGGAAGCCUUAUAUAACAGAGACAUCAAACCUGAUUUGAACCUAGCAACGAGUCAAGGAGUCACUCCAUUACAUUUGGCUGUAGCAAAAAAAUAUAAUGACGUAGUGAAAUUUUUAAUCGACAAUGGUGCUAGUGUAAGAAUCAAAGAUAAGAAGGGACAGAUUGCUUUACAUAGAGCUGCCGCUGUAGGUUCAAUGAAAUUGGUAGAAACACUCUGUCAGAAAAAUAGUCCCAUCAAUUGGGCAGAUUCUAACGGAUGGACGCCACUUUUCCACGCCUUAGCUGAGGGACAUGCCGAUAUUGCGGUAGGAUUAGUAAACCAAAUGGGAGCAGAUGCUACUAUUGAAGAUAGUAAUGGAUUAAAGGCGGUUGAUGUCUCUGUGAAUGAUAAUGUCAAACAAUAUUUCUUAAAGAAUAUAUAG